GUUGAUUUUAAUUAAUUAAUUAUUAUUUUCUUCCUUAUUCGUUUGCGUAUUUAUUAAUACUUGCUUCGUUCUCUCUUCCACAGAUGCGUCGUUCUGCUGCUGCAUCAUCGAAGAAGAAAUCGGAUUCAAUCACAUCUUCCACCACGGAUCUCUUUCGCUCAGGUUUGUGAUUUGUUAUGAUGACUACUUAUUGAUUAAAAAAAAUGGGUUCAGCUUCGAGUAAGGCGACGACUAAAGAGAUGGAUCGAAUAGACCAUUUGUUUAAUCAGUACGCCAACACUUCUUCCAAUCUCAUUGAUCCUGAAGGAAUAGAGGAGCUCUGUUCCAAUUUGGAAGUGCCUCAUACUGAUAUCAGAAUCUUGAUGCUUGCUUGGAAAAUGAAAUCUGAGAAACAAGGCUACUUUACACAGGAGGAGUGGAGAAGAGGCCUUAAGGCUUUGAGAGCUGAUACACUCAAUAAACUGAAGAAAGCCCUUCCCGAGCUUGAGAAAGAGGUUAGGAGGCAAUCAAAUUUUGCAGAUUUUUAUGCUUAUGCCUUCCGCUAUUGCUUAACAGAGGAAAAGCAGAAGAGCAUAGACAUUGAGACUAUAUGUCAACUCCUGGAGAUCGUCAUGGGAUCUACAUUCCGACCCCAAGUUGACUACUUUGUCGAGUAUUUAAAGAUCCAAGACGACUACAAAGUCAUAAACAUGGAUCAAUGGAUGGGCUUUUACAGGUUCUGCAAUGAGAUAAGUUUCCCGGAGAUGACGGAAUACAAUCCAGAGCUUGCAUGGCCAUUGGUUCUCGACAAUUUUGUUGAGUGGAUUCGUGAAAAACAAGCCUGAAAAGCGCUUUUACCUGUGUAUCCGUUUGGUGUUUGCAGGAUCGUUUGUCUCACAACAAACAGAUUCAAGCAGAAUUUUAUUUCAGUUUUCUUCAUAUUGUUUAAGAAAAAACACAUUAUAUGAUUUUUGUUACAUGUGAUUAACUUCAAUAGAGGGGAACACACUAUGUUUGAAAUACUAUACCCUAUAUCCAGUUUUUUUAGUAAACCAA
Messenger RNA from Brassica rapa (field mustard), 1035 nucleotides. Its product is annotated as DCN1-like protein 4. NCBI's taxonomy places the organism in Eukaryota, Viridiplantae, Streptophyta, Magnoliopsida, Brassicales, Brassicaceae. The record is from RefSeq and is a predicted model, not a curated record. Gene Ontology annotation, molecular function: ubiquitin conjugating enzyme binding; ubiquitin-like protein binding; cullin family protein binding. Gene Ontology annotation, cellular component: ubiquitin ligase complex. Gene Ontology annotation, biological process: protein neddylation.